AUGGCGGUCUGUCUUUGCUGCCAGAUGACGGAGAAACUGCCGCAAGCUCAGGUUGAGUCCAUUCAGGCAAAGAUGUCCAGCGAGCGCAUGACGGCAGAUAGCUACUGGUUCACAGAUCUUAGAGAUCCUGCAAGUGGGCCUCAGACGGAGGACAAGGAAUGCGCUGUGUUACAAAAGCAUCAGCAGCAUGACAUCCCGAGCUGCGCUGAACGCCGAACAGAAGUCGAAGAACAUCCGCUCCUCGCUGACCAAUUUAUAGCUGCGCCGGCGGUGCUUCCUGAAUCUGUUCCCCAUCCAGAGCCCAGGAUUGAUGACUCGCAGAAGGCAACUGGUGGCAUCAAGCUGACAUUUAAACGGCCGAACGGGAUCCAAGAGGAUGUCCGUUUCUACUCGUCCCCGUUGUGUGUCCGCUUCUCUAAGAGCCUGCCAUUGGUUGUAACAGCUGUAGGCAUGGAUUAUGCUGGCAGCAGGGCUGUUAAUACGUCCUGGACCUUAACUCAUGUGGACGACGAAGCCGUGCACAGAUAUUAUGAGGAUGCAGCCGACCAAGUCCGGCUUGCCAUCAAGAGUCUGCCAGCAAGGAGGCUAUGUUUGGAAGGAGGGCCUGAGCCGGCGACAUCCGAGCCAGGACACCCGGAGCCGGCAAGGCGACGGUCGCGCUCGGAGCCUUCACGGCGCAGCAGCAGACGAAGGUCUCAAACACGAAGGACGUCGAUAUCUGACAAAAGGGGAACCAUCGACAUUAUGCAGCUGCCAAAGUCGAAGAUGAUUUCAAUUGAAACAUCCCUUCUCUGUUUUGACCAGACCAACCGAGGACAAUAUUUAAUCUAA
Symbiodinium pilosum is the source of this 831-nucleotide messenger RNA. Lineage: Eukaryota; Dinophyceae; Suessiales; Symbiodiniaceae. The record is from the annotation of a GenBank genome assembly.